Mya arenaria is the source of this 660-nucleotide messenger RNA. RefSeq lists its product as uncharacterized. The record is from RefSeq and is a predicted model, not a curated record. NCBI's taxonomy places the organism in Eukaryota, Metazoa, Mollusca, Bivalvia, Myida, Myidae. The transcript is spliced from 2 exons. The annotation marks the transcript as partial.
AGUAGUAGUAGUAGUAGUAGUAGUAGUAGUAGUAGUAGUAGUAGUAGUAGUAGUAGUAGUAGUAGUAGUAGUAGUAGUAGUAGUAGUAGUAGUAGUAGUAGUAGUAGUAGCAGUAGCAGUAGCAGUAGCAGUAGCAGUAGCAGUAGUAGUAGUAGUAGUAGUAGUAGUAGUAGUAGUAGUAGUAGUAGUAGUAGUAUUAAUAGUAGUAGUAGUAGUAGUAGUAGUAGUAGUAGUAGUAGUAGUAGUAGUAGUAGUAGCAGUAGCAGUAGCAGUAGUAGUAGUAGUAGUAGUAGUAGUAGUAGUAGUAGUAGUAGUAGUAGUAGUAGUAGUAGCAGUAGCAGUGGCAGUGGCAGUGGCAGUGGUAGUAGUAGUAGUAGUAGUAGUAGUAGUAGUAGUAGUAGUAGUAGUAGUAGUAGUAGUAGUAGUAGUAGUAGUAGAAGCAGUAGUAGCAGUAGUAGCAGUAGUAGUAGUAGUAGUAGUAGUAGUAGUAGUAGUAGUAGUAGUAGUAGUAGUAGUAGUAGUAGUAGUAGUAGUAGUAGCAGUAGCAGUAGCAGUAGCAGAGGCAGUGGCAGUGGCAGUAGCGGUAGUAGUAGUAGUAGUAGUAGUAGUAGUAGUAGUAGUAGUAGUAGUAGUAGUAGUAGUAGUAGUAGUAGUAGUAGU